AUGCCUGACCGCUGUCCUUUCUGCAAUAUCGCCGCCACAAACCCACCGGCCCCCUUUAAUGAGCCCCCAUCGGAAUCCGCAGUCGCGGGUCCAAUCUCCGAUGCAUCAAAGACAACGGCCCACAUGAUCCUGUCUACGGAACAUGUAAUGGCCUUUUUGGACAUUAUGCCUCUUACUCCGGGUCAUGUCCUUGUGGCUCCGAGACGCCAUUAUGAGAUGUUAGGGGAUAUGGGCGUCCAGGCUGGACAGGAGAUGGGGAAAUGGCUUCCCAUUAUCUCAAGAGUUGUGACGAAAACUAUCUUCGGUGAGGAUCCGGAUAGACAUUGGAAUGUCGUACAGAAUAACGGUGCUCGGGCUGCACAGGUAGUGCCUCAUGUCCACUUCCACAUCAUUCCCCGUCCUCAGACAGAGGGUGUCCACAAGCCUGGGUUCGCCAUGUUUGGUCGUGGACAGCGCUCGGAACUUGAUGAUGAUGAGGGUGAGGAAUUAUCCCGUGCCAUGAGAGCUGAACUGGUACAGGAGAUCAAACGUAUCCACAGAGAAGAAGGUAUCGAUCUCUCGGCUGAUCUCGUCGAUCGGGGUAAACUAUGA
Penicillium pulvis is the source of this 591-nucleotide messenger RNA. Its product is annotated as HIT family protein. Gene Ontology annotation, molecular function: catalytic activity. Lineage: Eukaryota; Fungi; Ascomycota; Eurotiomycetes; Eurotiales; Aspergillaceae. Gene Ontology annotation, biological process: nucleotide metabolic process. The record is from RefSeq and is a predicted model, not a curated record. The transcript has 3 exons. The coding region runs from base 1 to 591 and encodes 196 amino acids.